Tachyglossus aculeatus (Australian echidna) is the source of this 1499-nucleotide messenger RNA. It is a transcript of the gene CDK15, whose product is annotated as cyclin dependent kinase 15. Bases 37 to 1371 code for a protein of 444 amino acids. Gene Ontology annotation, biological process: protein phosphorylation. Gene Ontology annotation, molecular function: cyclin-dependent protein serine/threonine kinase activity; cyclin binding; ATP binding. The transcript is spliced from 14 exons. Gene Ontology annotation, cellular component: cytoplasm; cytosol; nucleus. NCBI's taxonomy places the organism in Eukaryota, Metazoa, Chordata, Mammalia, Monotremata, Tachyglossidae. The record is from RefSeq and is a predicted model, not a curated record.
ACCCGCGGUACCUUUCUCGCCUGGACCAAGAGGCUGAUGAUGGGUCAAGAACUGUGCACCAACGCCGGUUGCAGCUGCUCCCACGUCGGGGACGGGGACCCCCGCAGAAGGCCGAGAAGCCAGCCUGCCCCCGAGGUCGAGCUCCUGGAGGUAAAAGAGGCGGCAGCGACGACGGCAGCGGCUACUCCAUCGGACUCCCCGCCCUCCCUCCCUUCCCUCCGGCCCCGGACGUGCAGUGGAGACGGACCCCACGGCCCCACUGACCCUUCCCAGGAGCGGGAUCCGGCCCUCGGCUUCCCGGCGGCUAAACACGGGCCCUUGCGUCCAUCACAGCCGAGGCCGGGCCUCCCCUUCGGUGCAGCCUCAUCUUACCUGAACUUGGAGAAGCUGGGCAAGGGCACCUAUGCCACCGUCUACAAAGGCAUCAGCCGGAUCAACGGCCAGCUAGUAGCUCUGAAAGUCAUCAGCAUGAACGCGGAGGAAGGAGUUCCUUUUACCGCCAUCCGGGAAGCUUCCCUCCUGAAGGCUUUAAAACAUGCCAACAUUGUGCUCCUGCAUGACAUUAUCCACACCAAAGAGACUCUGACUUUUGUUUUUGAAUACAUGCACACGGAUCUGGCGCAGUAUAUGUCUCAGCACCCUGGGGGCCUGGAGCCUCACAACGUCAGGCUCUUCAUGUUCCAACUCCUGAGAGGCUUGGCGCACAUCCACAGGCAACACAUCCUUCACCGGGAUCUGAAACCUCAGAAUUUACUCAUCAGUUAUCUCGGAGAGCUGAAGUUGGCUGAUUUCGGUCUCGCUCGGGCCAAGUCCAUCCCCGGCCAGUGGUAUUCGUCCGAGGUGGUCACCCUCUGGUACCGGCCCCCGGACGCCUUGCUGGGAGCCACCGAGUAUUCCUCUGACCUGGACAUCUGGGGUGCAGGCUGCAUCUUCAUUGAAAUGCUCCAAGGCCAACCUGUGUUUCCAGGCGUUUCUGAUACCUUGGAGCAGCUGGAGAAGAUCUGGGCGGUGUUGGGGGUGCCUACGGAGGACACGUGGCCCGGAGUCUCCAAACUGCCCAACUACAAUCCAGAGUGGUUCCUGCUGAGCGAGCCCCAGGGAUUGCAGCUCACCUGGGACAGAUUGGGCCGGACCCCCGGAGCGGAGGAUUUGGCCUCUCGGAUGCUGAAAGGUUUCCCGCCGGCCCGGCUCUCUGCCCAGGAUGCCCUGGGCCACGGCUUCUUCCAGGCCUUGCCAGCCCAGCUCCACCUGCUUCCCGACGCGGAGUCCUUGUUUAGUGUUCCGGGAGUGAGGCUGAAGCCAGAAAUCUGUGACCUUUUCGCUUCCUAUCAGAGAGGUGGUCCCCCUUCCCUGUUCAGCCGAUGCUGGUGAAAAUGCCGGGACCCUUGGGAUCCUUGAAUGUUCUCCCUGAGAGAACUCCAGCCUGGGAGAUGAUGAAUUCCCUCACUGGGACGGGAGGAAGGCAGAUGACUGAGAGGACCCGGGGUCGGAACGGGGAG